This is a messenger RNA of Pocillopora meandrina, 8470 nucleotides long. The record is from the annotation of a GenBank genome assembly. Lineage: Eukaryota; Metazoa; Cnidaria; Anthozoa; Scleractinia; Pocilloporidae.
AGAACAAUUCAUCGUCACCGGAAUCUGAUGCUAGUUCUUCUGAGGGUUUGUGUGAUCAAGUGUUUAUUUUUGUUUUUUCUUCUCAGCUGUCUAGUCCAUUAGUAAGUCCAUCUAGGUAACUGUAUUUCAUCGUUAUGACCUACAUGUCAAAAGAACUGUAAUACAUGCGACCCACAAUUGAGAACAUGUCGUGGCCAUGAGCUCAUACCCGCGCAGUUGAACUUGUGCAAACUGUGCUUCCCCUUACUUUUCCUUUGCCUUGCAAGUGUUGUUGGCAGGAACUUUUUUUGCUAAGAUGAGGGAGACAUUUUUUAAUUCUACACAAGAAGAAAAGGGAAUUCAGUUUGUCAUCCGUCACUGAGUAUUUUGAGUCCAGAAAAUUUUAAAUGAAGAAUUGUGAAUAAGUUCACUUUUUUUGUGAGAAGUUUUCAACGACAACGUUCAGUAAAUAGCGUCGUUUAUAAAACGUUAACAAAGAGAAUUUGCUUUCUUCUAUGCUUUCAUCACGUUACUGGUCCAACAACCGGAUCCACGUUAUCAGAGGUAAGGAGUAUGUUUGUUUGUUUCUGAUGCACUAUGGAAUAUCUUGUUUCGAUUGAUUUCAGAUUCUGUUCUCGUUUCCGAAGUCUCCUCGAUUUAAAAAGAAGCACAAGGCCUAACACGAUCUUCUUAUCCAUUAGCCAGCUAGUCAGAUCAAAAUUAGAGAGUGUUCUUUAAUGUCUCUCAUUUAUCGUGGCAUUUACAUUUCUCAGAGCGGCGAUCAUAUUGUUAGUAUAAUGCUGGCUAUGUCAACAAUUUAGCUCCAAAGUGAAAUUUGGUAUACUUAUGCAAACGUUUUCUUUCAGAACAAUUCAUCGUCACCGGAAUCUGAUGCUAGUUCUUCUGAGGGUUUGUGUGAUCAAGUGUUUAUUUUUUUUUUUCUUCUCGGCUGUUUAGUCCAUCAGUGUGUCCAUCAUGAUAUCUGCAUUUCAUUGUUAUGAGCUACAUGUCAGAAAUACUUUUAUACAUAUGACCCACAGUUGAGAACAUGUCGUGGCCAAGGGCUUAUACCUCGCAGUUGAACUUGUGCUUUUCCUUACUUUUUUUUCGUAUUCUGAGUGUUGCAGGCGCAGAGUUUUUUGAUGAAGUGAAGGAAGAGUAUGUUGAACUCUAGAUUAGAAGCAAAUAGAAGUUUAUCAAAGGUCACUCAGUAGUUUUGGUCCAAGACUCUAGUCAAUACUGCGAACGAAACCAAUUUUUUUCUAGAAUUUUUGAUAGUAAUGCUAGUGAAUAGAGUUAUUUAAGAAACAUCAACAUAGACAACAUACUGAUCAUUUGGGAAUUCAAUUUUGAGUGCUUGGUGUCAUUAGUCAAAAACUUCAUAGGGAGAUUUUCAAUAAAAUGAUUUUUUAAGACAUAUCAUGAAAAACUUACGUUAGUUGAUAAUUCACUGAUGUAGCGAGGCUGGUGAAGAGGAGAAUCAUUAAUCUCCAUCAUACUGCACUUAAACUUUCCGCUUUCUUCCAUGCUCCAAUGACGCCACUGCCCCUAGACACAGAGGCGUCCGAAGUAAGAAAAACAAUGGUAUGUAGGAAAGAGUGCGUUUUGUUAUUUCAACAUCAAGCUUACUCACGAAUAUUCAUGAUCAACAGAUUCUUUGAUAGCUUAUCAUUACAAGCGAAGCUUAUUACCUCCUGUCAAGGUAUAAAAAGUAAAGCCAUAUAUCUUUAUUUACAUGUUUCGGUAUUUCUCUUGCGAAAUCGAGUGAUAUGUUGAAGAGCUAAGCGAAACAUCAGGAAAUAGAAACCAAUUAAAACAUUUAUCUUCUUGUAAUAGAGCCGUUCACGUCUACCCAACUUGAACAGUCAGGGAACACAAUUGUUUUAUCUGAAAGGUAACUUACUGUUUUUUGGUCUACAACUGUUUUGCAAAAAUGUCCGGUUUGUUACAUGUAACCUCGAACCAAUAUCCCCAGUCCAGCUCGAGCAAACUAGGUUGUUAGUUACUCCGUGCGAACUUAGUAAUGGUAUUCUUCCUAUUGGGUCUUGACACUGUAAAGUUUGAUCUUGUAAUACUCAGUCUAGGGGCAAAAACACUAAACACAAGAUAUAGCGCAUAAAUAGUCAGUCCUGAAAACUUUUCCGUAAAAGUCGUUGUAUAUUCAGUAAAAUUGUUUAAGAAACCCCAAAAAUUGAACGCACUCACAAAUUUCCUUGUAGCCCAUCCUUUUCGUAUGUGGAAAGUGGAUGAAUGCAUCGGAGCGGGAGCUUAUGGCAAGGUACGUUAACUUUUAAUGUAAUCAGGAAUUUGACAUAAAAGUAAAUAUAUGCCGGAAAAUAACAUGAUUGUACUCGGCAUUUUGUGAGACGUGACAAACUAUGAUCUUUGGUUAAAAUGUGCUCCUCACUGAAACUGAGCAAUCUGAAAGAGUAGCCCUAUUUUUCAGUCAACAAUGAGCUCGAGUUAGUUCUAACCUAGCGGAGGUUGGAAUCAUGGUCGCUAGACUGCAGAGUAACAAGUAUACUGUAAUCUGAGAAAUACAAGGGCUACCCUGCAGUGCAGGCGUCUUAUUAGUGCAAGCUGACGUUAUAAGCUCGCGAUCGUUUAUCCGACCAGACAUGUUUGAUUUGCAGUAGUUAGAGUGGACGGUAGGGGUAGGGGGCGGGGGAAGAGCGAAAAGACGUCUGCCCGACGAGGCUGUUAAAAUGCCAUACACCCCCUGAUUAGUUGCACUUCACUGCAUUUCCGGAAAUAGGCAGAUAACCAAUAAAAAUGAGUUAAAUGAAAAACCGGAAGCACUGUCUUCUGACAAAAACAAACACACUAAGAGUUGAAGAAUGAAACGGUAAGGCAGUUUUUUAUUCGGCCAGAAAAGAAAUGACAUCGACAAAACCUCCUCCGCGGUCACAAAUAUGAGCUGAUAUUUGCUGCACUUUAUAAUUUCCAAACGAAAAUCCUUGAGUAUAGCUGCCAUUAAUCUAUUUAACAAUUUUCCUUUUUUCUUCUAUUUGAUCGUAAACGAUACUUUGAAGCAACAAACAACUGCACUCGAACGUUUACCCGUCACGAUUUGUUUGGUGCAAACUGGCAUACACUGCUGAAAUGGUGUGGCUGUUUUUUUCAUCAAGGGAAAAAUUUCCUUCACCAAACAUUCUCUGCUGACUCAAAUACGAGUUGCUAUUCACCGCACUCUAUAUCCUCCAAAUGACAGUCCCUAAGUGUAAGCUACCAUUAAUGCGACUGAAGAUGUUUAUUCCAUUUGAUCAUAAACAAUACAUUGAAGCAGACAAACGACAACUACGCUCGAAGUUUUCCUGUCGUAAUUUCUUUCAGUCACAAGAACCAACACCUGAAAUAUCAGGCUUUUCCAAAAGCCAGUUGGCAACACGGCCAGUAAAUCCUUUCCAUGAACCGGUGUAGAAAUUGCUUCUUUUUGUUCCGAUUUUAAUGCGCUAGACAUGUUAAAUUCCGAAAAACACUUAACGCUUCAUCGAGAGCGGAAUCAAAACCAAUAACUUGACGAUCAGAGUUCGCCAUCUUUCUCUUUCUCCAGCAAUAGAGUAAUGUCAUGCUCAAAUGAUCAAUAGCUGUAGCUUAAUCGCACCAAUCAGGUACUCCGUUCGUGGGCGAACAGAGUAUGGCAAAAUAAAGAUGACUUCGGGCAGGCGUAAUCUUCACUCCCCCACCCCCACCCCUCUCCUUAUUUUUGACCGUCGACCGCCCCCUUGGUACAAAUUGAUUUCUCUCCUCAGCUUUCCGCUGCCAUUAUUAUCAAAGAUGGCGGCCAUAAUUUUCGUUAUGAAAUUACUGAGCACUCGCUCGCCAAAAUUACGCCUGCUCCGCAGGCUACACAAGGGCAAGAGAACAUUUGUUCUAUCUUGACAAGGGUAAGUAACUGCGAUAAAUUAACAAUAGCCUUCAUUAUUGUCGGCGGACAUUGUCUGUUCCGAGAAGCGAAAAGUUGUCCGAGAGAGAUGGUCGAGGAAAACCGUGAGCUUCGAGGAACAGAUGAUGUCCAAGUUCAAAUAUAAGAGCAUAUGUCUUACCAAAUGGAGGCUGCUGUGUUUAUUAUACUUCAAAUAUUUUUGCAGUGCGUGGAACAAAACGUAAAGCACGCAGGAAGCAGCUAGAGCACGAAAGAAGUGUAGGGAGAAACACGAGACGUAGUCUUGAGUGCUCAAGCGCUUCCUAAGUUCUUUACAACAGUACAGAGCACAGUUGAGGCUUCUCUAUUUGAUUUGUAAUAAAGAAUCUGUUGAAUUCCCCAUGCAUUACUUUCAAUUUUCAAAACAAACUUUAAACUUUAUUUUCAAAGCGAGCAACAGUGUCGUCAGCAUACCUUACACUCUCAUUUAGCAUGCUACAACAAGCCAAUCAGAAUUCUUGUCAGAAUGGUUCAAAUAAUCUGAUUGGUUGAUAAAAUUCAGAUUAAUUUUUUCAGGUGUAUAAGUGUAAUAUUCCACGUGAAAGCUAUGGAGGCCUGUGUGCUGUAAAAAUAGUCAAGAUAGAGCCUCAAUACACUCGAUCGCGAAAGGUUAGUCUCCUUCCCCUUUGAUGUUUUCUUUUAGGAAAACGUCAGGUUUUUAGCUUUACGGUUUACUGCUGCAUCAAAAAGUUCGUGUAUUACUUCAAAUGAUACCUUAAUUUCUUUUUGAAAAAUUACUUCUUUCGAAAUUCCAGGAGGUGAUGCUACUCAAAAAUGAAAUCAAUAUUUUGAAAAGAAUCAGACACGACCGAGUUGUGGCCUAUUAUGAAAGCGCUGAGAAAGACAAUCAUCUCCAUCUAUUUAUGGAAUUGAUGACCGGGGUAAGUUUAAAGAAGAGAAACAUUAAAUGCCUCUGAAGUUAAUGAAUGAUUAAAAUAACCUUUUGAGUGUUCUAAAUUCUUGAUGGAUAUUAAUUGGGAUGAGGGGCGUUACUGAAAUCAAUAAACUUAAGUUUUACUAUAGCUUAGGAUACAGCUGCGUGAUAACGCUUUUUCUAAUCGAUUUCUUGCGGUGAACUUUGACUUUUUCUGAUUCUAUAUAGGGAUCAUUGUCUGAUCACAUAAAGGAGAAAAAAGUUCUCUCUGAAAGGGAAUCGCGCAAGUACACCAAGCAAAUGUUGGAAGGAGUAUCUUUUCUACAUUCAGAAAACGUUAUUCAUAGGGACAUCAAAGGUGCAAUAGAUGAAUACAUUGGUCAGCGGCUAUCAUGCAAAUGAUUGUCUGAGAUGCCAGUUUGUGUCUUCGUCCUCUUAGUGGUCUUUAUUUCCAAUCGUCUUUCAAAUUUACCUCACAUAGUUCAAGUACUUAAUGUACAAUAAAGAGAUAUCAUUCGGUGAUAUCUGAUACCGAUAUUAAACAACUUAAGCUGGGGUAAACUCCGCUCUUAUGUCAAAUGCAUGUUGUGCAUUACCUGAAGUCUUUAUAAAUCUCUAAUUGAUUCUUUCACAUAUUCCUAGGAUCAAACGUCCUUUUAGAUCAAGAUAGAAAUGUAAAAUUGGCAGACUUCGGACUAUCGAAAAUAAUUCAGGUACAAUUCUAUGAUAUUUAGCAUCCUUUCAAUUAAUUACAUCCUUUGAACAAACUCGCCACCACUGAAGGUCAAAUCGCCACCGGUGGCGAUUUGACGUUUUCGUUUUGUGUAGCCUUCGUGUGAAGCUCGUAUUAAAUGAAAUAAUCGCCACCGGUGGCGAUUUGACUUUUAGUGGUGGCGAGUCUUUUUGCCGUUGUGGUGGCGAAUUGACGGGAUACCGAAAGAACGCGCACUUCAUUUGAUUGAUUUUGCGGGGAUAGGAUUCUCACGAAAUGCACACGGGCAAUAUCACACAUAUCAUUCCAAUGCAUUUCUCAGUUAAGCCUCACAAACAGACAGCAUUACUAACUUUUCCUGAAAAAAUGUACAGGCUGAAGACGAUAAGCCGCGAUAAACAGAAAUAAAAACUUGUAGAUGGAUUUUAUUACUGUAAAAAACCAUUAUGUGAUCACACGAAGAAAUUCUUCACAAAUUUUUACACGCCACAAAUAGGGCUUUGCUAUCUUUGAGCAGGGUAGUUAUAAACGGUAUUUUACAUUUCGUGGUGGAAAAUUUGUUUGUUUACUUGCAAUUCGGCAAUUUCAAAUGUUGCAUAUAAUUCCUUGCAAACCCCAUCCUGAACUUCCGAAACUGUCUUUGAUUUUGACCUGUGGGGAGCCUUGUGGGGUCAUUGGUUUAGAACAAAGUGGUAAUAGCAAAAUUUGAAACAAAUUAGCCAUCCCCGCUCCUCUCGACUCUCGGCGAGAAAGAUAAUUUGGUGUGAAAUUCAAAUGUUUACCCUCCAAAGGUCCGUUUCUUAAAAGAAUAUUGGUCUCUUUCAUCCACACUCAGAAAAUUGGGAGCAAAACCACUCUUCUAUCCCAUUGCGGCACUCUCUACUGGAUGGCACCAGAAAUAUUCUGGGGAAAAGGAUACGGUAGAAAGGUAGACAUUUGGUAAGUUUAACUGUCUUCAUAAUGAGUAAAACACACAGAGAAAGAUAGAGAGAGACAGAGAGUGCUGGAAGGGACAAAGGUGCGAAUGCUGCGUAGUUAGCUGUUUAACUACUUGUGAUAGACCUGUUCCUUCGCAUUCGUCCUAUUCCGCCGAUGUCUGUUGUUACGUCGAGCCUAUCACUCCUUUACUUGGAUCUGAUUUUAUGAAAGAGAGGAUCAAGUUUCAGGAGAGUAUGAAGAUUAAAAUUGAUUUAAAUUAUUGUUAAAGUCUGGUCUCAAAGAGUUGGUUUCUUUCUUUCCUAAAGGAGUGUCGGUUGUACCGUUGUGGAAAUGUUGACGGGAAGCCCUCCGCUGGGUGACCUCGAAGCAGCGGCGGCCAUCUUCCGUAUUGGAUCUAAGCCAACGGUACCAAAGUUGCCGAAGGAUACAUCAAAAGCUACAAAGGAUCUUAUUGCGGCUGCUUUGACUUGGUUUGUAUAGUAAAACCGUAUAUGGAAAUGUUAGAAGUAGUAAGGAUGAACUAUUCAUAUUUGCUUCAAUUGUAGGAACCCUCAGAAACGACCAUGGUCGAACGAUUUGCUGAAUGAAUUUUUUUGAAGUGCCGUUCGGAAUCUUUUUGGGGUAAGCACCUGAUGAAGCAUUCACUUUCUUAAAAGAAUAUAAAAUUCGAAUUUGACUUCUUGUUAGUGGGCUAAAGUGAUUCAAUUUGCCAGUAGAGGAAGCGCGGCUGAGUGACUGCAUAGUGCUCGCAAUGCUGAAGUUCCAAGUUCGAAACACACAUUCACAGUUGUCUGGAUUUGCUUUUUAACUGUUCCAAACUCAACAGUUCCACCAUACUUGUAAAUAGUCAACUAGUUCCCCUUCUGCCAUUUGGUGUUUUUAAAAAGCACGCAUUCAACCCCUAGCUACACAGGCCAUGUGUCAAUUUUUAUUAUAUAGUUGGUGCAGUGUCAUUCACACCACGUUUUCAUUUGAUAUUCGGAAAUUCUAUCCUUCAUUUCUUCUUCACUCAUUCGUUUUUAUCAAUUUAUUUUCAUUCUUCAAUUUUCAUUCAUAUCUUUUCAUCCAUUAUUUAUCUAUUUAUUUAUUUAUUUAUUUGUCUGGCUAAAUUUUCCUUUUUUGUCGAAAAGUAAUCAAAAGGAAAGUUAAAGCUCCUCUUCUAUGACUUCUGUACUUCGAACUUUUGAAUGGUUAUACUUAAAUCGCAGUGCUAAGGGCAGCUCUUAUUAUUUCGACAGGGCCUCUCGGAUGUUCCAAUCAAAGAAUGAUCCAUGUGUCUAUGUAAUGUAAUCAAAGUAAACCAAAACCAAAGUAGUUUUAUAAGAGUUCUUUGCAACUAUGCUUGAUGCAACUCUUGUUAAUGUAAUGAUGGAAUUUAAAAAUGGGAGAGGUUUGGUGAAUUUCCUCCUAUCUGUCAGAAUAAUUGCCCUCCGGGGUCCCUCAGGGAAAAACUUAGACCCAUCACCAUUUCUUGUACUUAUAAAUGAUUUAUAUGUUGACAAUUUAGCUAAUGUACGGAAGUACGUUGACGAUAUGACCGUAUCUGAAGUCGUUGCCAAGGGCAACCGAAAUUGUAUCCUGGAGAUUGCGCAUAAGGUUGCGGAGUGGUCUACGCAGAAUAGAGUCCACCUCAAUAGCGAGAAAUGUAAGGAGCUCAGGAUAUCUUUUAUAAAGGAUAAGCCACAGUUUUUCAUGGUAAUGAACUAGAGAGGGUGUCUAGUGCUAAACCACUAGGUCUGACCAUUACGAGCAACCUUACAUUGAACGAGCAUAUUAGUCAGGCGCAUUUUUCUUUAGAAAGAUGUCUUCAAACCCGAGCCUAGAUUCAUCAGUAGAAGAGUUCAUAGACGGACAGGAAAAUGAAAACACCACAAGACCAAACACGAUGUUGCUCUGUUCCACGAAUUUCUUGUUUUGAAAGGCGAGUUGAGACAAAUGGACGAAUUGACUCUUCAAGAGCUGAAUGAAGUCUUGGGUUUUCACCUCUGCAUUUCAAAUUUUGAACUUCCUUAAAACUAUCUCGACAUAUUUUCAGGAUGUC